UGGCCGCAGCGGGCCUAUAAAGCAGUCCAUGAAACUCAAAAAACACCAGGAACGAUGUCGAAUGCAGGCAGCGAAGCGCAGGACCAGCCAGACCUGGCGUUGGACCCAUCUGACCCGCUCAACUUGCUGCUGAACAACUCGGGUACCGACUCAGACUCGGAUUUAUCACAGACAGCGGGCCCGCCAGACUGGUCGCAGCUGUCGUCAUUGUGGUUGCAAGCCCACCAGCCAACCCCCGGAGUAAACAGCAAGCCUCAGGAUGUGUCCACCAUGUUUGACUUUCCCUUCCCAAUGGACAUGGAACUCACUUAUCCUCCGUCGAUAGCCAUGGGCGUCGAUCCAAGCAUGCUCUACCUCGAUAAUAACAAGGGUCUGCAUUUCUCCAUACCCGAGAUGACGUCUGCAGUGCCCAUUCGUCCACGAGAUCUGCUGGCGGAGUCAUCUCUCAGUUCAGCAGACGACAGUUCAUCAAGCACGAGUUCUCCGGGCAGCCCUUCCGUCGGCUUUGGCGCAUCGCCUGUCGUGUCUCAUGCCCCCACCCAUAACCCAGACAUCCCAUACUACCAUUCGAACGCCGUUAUCGCACCAAUCCUCAACGCCCGCAUACAAUCCCUCAAAGCUGCCGUACCCGCGCUACGUGUACUUGACCCAAACUACAGAAACGACGAGCACAGGGUCGACGAGCGCGGGUACAUUGAUGGCGUCAAAGUUGCCCGCAAGGGCAGCAAGGCAAAUGUACUCGGCAAAGCCGUGGAGUAUAUACAAGUUCUCAAGAGGAGAGAAGCCCGACUGAAUCGAGAGAAGGAGGGUCUGCGAACCCUUGUCUGCCGUUUCCCAAAUGGAGAGACCGUCCUCACGCAGUGGGAAAUGGAAUGGGUGAAGAAGUACGGCGGACCUGAACGUGAUGAGAUCGAUAAUGCCGGUGUUGAAGAAGCGAGUGACGAAGAAGAUGGUGACGACGACGACGACGGAUCGGAACGCGCAAGGAAGAAACCCAAAGUGGAAUGUCCUCCGCAAAAGAAAGAAAAGCGCAAAAUUGCACCUGCCGUCCCUGCCACUAUGCAGGACACUGCUGCUGCCGCUGCCUUGGUCGCGCCACCUCCUGUAUCUGCCUCCGCCACUUCCAUAUUGUUAACAGGUCCAAACGUAGCGUCUCACGGACAGGCUGUCUCACAGACGGCGUCGCAAUUCGCUCAGCCUCAACAGUACCUCCUUGCUGUGUUCGCGUUGAUCUCGUUUUUCAAUUCCCCGCUAACUACAUCAAUGUCUGCCAAACAGUACCGCCCUACGCACGAAGGCGUAGUGUUUGACUCCGUAGAGGCAAUACAUUUACUCGCGUCUGCCCUCGUCAUUUUCUCCAUCGUCCUCACGUGGAUUCCACUGCCUACCCGAUGGUCUCAAUCGCGCAUCCUGCGGUUCGUACCCUUCCGUUUCGUGAUUAGCCAGCCUAACGUGAGCGACUCUGAUUCGGAAGCAGGUUCAUCCUCAAACGAGGGAACCUGUACGCGCUGGAACCCUUUGUUCCUUACCUUGAACUCGAAGGGGUCGAAAGAUGAAUACCAAAAGUUGAUCGAUGUGUUGGAAGUUAACCUUGGCGUCGCCGGUCUUUUCCGCGGAGCUAUAGGAUUAUGGUCUCCUCGCGACUCUGAACACCGCCUGAAGCGCCAAGCAUGGAUGCGUCUUGCAGAACUGAUCGUGCUAAAAUCAGGAGAUGCAAGGGUUUCGGUUGCUCUACGCUUGCAGGUGUACAACAACCUCUCGUCGGGCCUCCACACUUCCGCCACAGAGCAAUCCCCGCCAAAUCUUGUGUCGGAUUUGUGCACACUCGCGCUCCUUGUAUAUUCCCUUCCCCUUCCCUUUGCACAAUCGAGGGCAGAACGCCUGUGGAAUCGUGCAUGGAGAAUUGUGGACACAAACGCCCAUCACGUAUUCACGUUCGAGCGCCUAAUCUUUAAAGAGAUGACGCUGGAAGGUGCUCUGGAGUGCUUGUCGGUGUCUUCGGAAGGUACAGACGUGAACGGCCCCACCCCCAUUACUACGCUUGGUUCGACGCUGCUACACCGGAGAUUGCUUGCCCAUGCGUCAUCGCUGUUCGUUCACCGCGUCGCCGAGGCCCACGAAGGCGUAGUAGAAGACUUUUCCUCCGAAGACGAGGAAAAGCGGUGGCGGGAAACAGUCGAAUACGGGUGUAGCAUCGAUGGUGGUAUCGCCGCGCUUUGCAGUGUUUUCAAGAGAACAUUGGACGUUGACGCCUUGGAGUGGGGUUCUGUGGACUCGAGUUUGCAGGCGCUACUGACUGCUAUUAUCCUUCAUCAACAAGUGUUUCCUCGCAGACAAUCCGACAGUACUCUGGGCUCCCUCGCGGAUUUUAAUACGUCCUUCCUCUCGCCCCCGCCGAGCCCGCAGAGUGGACAACCCAAGGAUGCCCGAAGUCGUCGGCUGCGCUGCAUUCUAGGCUCGAGCGUUUUCGAACAGAGUGCCACAAGCAGCGACACCCAAUCGGACGCGUGUUCAUUAUCACUAGAAGAUGCGCGUGACCGUGUGGUUGACGAACUCGUCAACCUCGAGAGAGAGACACGGAGGUUACGUUGAGCGUGGCAGUUGACAUUUAUGCUUCUGUAUGGGUACCGUCGAAUAUUGUACUUCGCGUAUUGAUUAUUUCUUUAUCUGUUUCUUUGUUGCCCCUUACGAGUUAUGUGUUUUUAUGGAGUAUCUAAUCAGUACGACAAUUAUUAGGCCUGCACAAAGUUACAUGAUUGGAAGAAAAGCCCAGCCAUUUUGUUCAAUUUCUUCUA
This is a messenger RNA of Pisolithus orientalis, 2795 nucleotides long. RefSeq lists its product as uncharacterized. The coding region runs from base 55 to 2592 and encodes 845 amino acids. NCBI's taxonomy places the organism in Eukaryota, Fungi, Basidiomycota, Agaricomycetes, Boletales, Pisolithaceae. The transcript is spliced from 8 exons. Gene Ontology annotation, molecular function: protein dimerization activity. The record is from RefSeq and is a predicted model, not a curated record.